Gaeumannomyces tritici R3-111a-1 is the source of this 282-nucleotide messenger RNA. RefSeq lists its product as hypothetical. The transcript has a single exon. The coding region runs from base 1 to 282 and encodes 93 amino acids. Lineage: Eukaryota; Fungi; Ascomycota; Sordariomycetes; Magnaporthales; Magnaporthaceae. The record is from RefSeq and is a predicted model, not a curated record.
AUGCCCACUCUGACGGAAGCUCGGCUUUUGGGGGCGCUCGCAGCGGGCAGGCACGGUCAAGAAGCUGCCCCACCUUGGAUUAAGCACCUCCAGCUCUGGGGCCAGCACCAGCAAUCCACCAGCAAUCAUGGGAGCGGUGCGGCCAAGGAUGUGUUGUGCCAAUGCCGAAUUGGCCAGACUGGUUUGAUCGUAGCCCGAUUGCCAGAAAAGAGUGCCCACGCCACAUGCCCCGAGCCAGCCUCGCAAACACCACGAAACAAGGCCCGGCCAGCAUCAUAUUGA